Messenger RNA from Piliocolobus tephrosceles (Ugandan red Colobus), 446 nucleotides. Its product is annotated as lysophospholipid acyltransferase 7-like. The transcript has 3 exons. Lineage: Eukaryota; Metazoa; Chordata; Mammalia; Primates; Cercopithecidae. The record is from RefSeq and is a predicted model, not a curated record. The annotation marks the transcript as partial.
CUCCGGUCGCCUGCUGUGGGGCUCCUUCCCUGCCCGCCCGGGACCCUGACCGUGGCCUCAUCCCCGCCGGGAUCCGCGCGGCCCAGCGGGCGCCCAGAAGGAGCAGGCGGCGCGGGGGCGCGCCGGGCGGGGGAGACGUGUCCAGAGCCGCAGCUGCCCGCGGGCUGGGACUGCUCGGCCGCCUCCUGCCCGGCGAGCAGCUCAGCUCCUGCCACGCCCUGGCUCUGGCCUGGACCUUCUCCUAUCUCCUGUUCUUCCGAGCCCUCAGCCUGCUGGGCCUGCCCACUCCCACGCCCUUCACCAAUGCCAUCCAGCUGCUACUGACGCUGAAGCUGGUGAGCCUGGCCAGUGAAGUCCAGGACCUGCACCUGGCCCAGAGGAAGGAAAUGACCUCAGGUUUCAACAAGGGUCCACCCUGGGGCUGCUGCCCGACGUGCCCUCCUUGA